Molecule: messenger RNA, 2784 nt
Organism: Strongylocentrotus purpuratus (purple sea urchin)
Lineage: Eukaryota; Metazoa; Echinodermata; Echinoidea; Camarodonta; Strongylocentrotidae
Gene: ubxn11
Product: UBX domain-containing protein 11
Exons: 14
Coding region: 104-1723 (539 amino acids)
Biological process (GO): proteasome-mediated ubiquitin-dependent protein catabolic process
Molecular function (GO): ubiquitin binding
Source: RefSeq, a predicted model, not a curated record
CCCAGUUAGAUUUCUAGCAUACAUUUGGCUGUAGACCUAGACCAUAUAUCUCUGUUAUUAAAAGGUAAUUUUCUAGCUAAAGUCAAGAGGUAGCCAGGAAACAAUGAGUGAUCCAUCGUCAAGUCUCAGAAAAAACAAGAAGACACCCUUGCCUGGUGUGAAAAAAAUUCCAGGGCAAAGGGCUGUACCAUUUAGGAGUCAACCAACUGACUUUCUGUCUCCUUCAGAAUUGGAUGAUUUUGAUGAUGUCCUGAGUCGCACCUCGUCUAGACUCUCCACAACAGGCAACAGGGGUGACCUAGGGUCAAUGCCAGGUCAAAAGGUCAACCACCUACCAAAGAUAUCCCCCAGGGAUAAAACAAAUGCUCCUACAGAUAUUGAUUUGAUGUCCAGCAUGAUGGGACGAAUAUCCAAACUAGAGCUUCAGGUUAAAUACUAUGCCAAGAAAAUCAUUGAGAAGGAUAAGAAGGUUAAUAUUUUGGAGGAGAAGAUUGGCUUGAUGAAGAAAUACCAAGAUGAGCCUGAUAUUGAGUCUCGGAGAAUCAAAGAAUUAGAGAGAAAAUGUCAAUCUUUACAGGAACAGAUUCAAGAUAUGGAGGACUUUUUAUCAGAUUAUGGCAUGGUGUGGGUAGGUGGUACACACGAGGAGGGUGAAGCUAGAACUUCCAAGGUGGAUGGGCUAUAUGAGGAGUUAGAUUCUGAUUCUUUUAUCAAGAGCCAAGGCGUAUGGAGGCCAGGGUCAUCGCUCGUCUCAUCGGAGAACUGCAUUCCAAACUUUGACCUGGUGCUGAAGAACAUCCAGGAACUGAACAUCGUUGCUAGAGAAGGAGAGAAGAAGAUUCAGCACACUGUGAGUGGAGCACGUUUCAAGACGGUCGAUAGCAUUCCCCUCACCCUGUACGCAAACGGGUUCUUCAUGUUCAACGGACCAUUCCGUUCGUACGACGAACCAGAAACACAGCAAUGCAUGCAAGAUCUUACAGAAGGUUAUUUCCCAACCGAGCUGCAGUCUAGAUAUCCUGAUGGUGUCCCAAUCAAGGUGGAUGAUCAGAGAGAUGUGGCUUUUAAAGACCAACGUAACCGGGAGUUCUUCCCUGGUACUGGCCUAGCCGUUGGUGGGUGCAAUGAUGGGCCAUCAAGACUGGUACCCUCUAACCUGGAUAAGGCCACCAGUAUGGCAAGCAGUGGACCACCUGUCAGUCAGGAGCAUGGACCACUCAAGUUAAGAGAAACAACCAAGCCCCCAGUGGACCCCAUGUCAGUAGAUCAGUUCCUCGGCAAGCUACACCCUACCAUGUCAUCAGGUGGAAAGGUCAUUGACGUCAGGUCAUUAGUGGCUGAUUUGCUAAAGGAGGAGACGAUACCCAACGCCGUCACGGUAGUCAACACCCCCAUAGUUCGGGAUAUCAAAGAGAGAGCCCUCUCUGGUAAGACCGGUCAAUCCAAUCGCCCGGUCUCUGCAAGGUCAUUGCCACGGAGUGAUGUCACAACCCUGCGUGUUAAAUCGGAGAGCGGAGACCAUACUUACAUCUUGAAGUUGAGAUUUACCGACACCAUAGGAGAUCUGAGGAUGCAUCUUGAUAAACAGAGGAAACCACAUGCCCCUGACUACAUUCUGGUGACGACAUUCCCUAAUAGGACAUACACCGAUCUGGAGUCAACUCUGGAAGCAAGUGGAUUAACACCAAAUGCUACUGUUCUGAUGAAAUUAAAGAUGAGAUAACACCAAACACAUCUUGCUUGUCUUCAUCCAUUUUGUAACUGACAAUGACAAAAUUGACACUGGAAGGGAAUGGAUUAACACCAAAUGCUACUGUUCUGAUGAGAUUGAAGAUGAGAUAACACGUACAAACACAUCAUGCUUGUCUUCAUCCAUUUUGUAACUGACAAUGACAAAAUUGACACUGGAAGGGAAUGGAUUAACACCAAAUGCUACUGUUCUGAUGAGAUUGAAGAUGAGAUAACACCAAACUCAUCUUGCUUGUCUUCAUCUAUUUUGUAACUGACAAUGACAAAAUUGACGCUGGAAGGGAAUGGAUUAACACCAAAUGCUACUGUUCUGAUGAAAUUGAAGAUGAGAUAACACCAAACACAUCUUGCUUGUCUUCAUCCAUUUUGUAACUGACAAUGACAAAAUUGACACUGGAAGGGAAUGGAUUAACACCAAAUGCUACUGUUCUGAUGAAAUUGAAGAUGAGAUAACACCAAACACAUCUUGCUUGUCUUCAUCCAUUUUGUAACUGACAAUGACAAAAUUGACACUGGAAGGGAAUGGAUUAACACCAAAUGCUACUAUUCUGAUGAAAUUGAAGAAUGAAUAGUGUUAAUCACCAUCAUGUUUUUUUGUAAUCUCUUUUGUAGAUGACAAUGAAUGAAACCGACAUUGCCAUGUUAAAGCAACACAAAUUUCAGAAUUCAGCACUAAAGGCGAAUGCAUGAUUAACUUUUUAAAAUCUCUCCAAUUUUUGGUGAAGUUCAAGAAUAGAAAGCGUCAACCAUCAUGUCUUUAAAUCGUUUGCAAAUUCUGAUCCUCGUCUGUUCUGAAUUGGACAAUGAAAGUGGAUGGAUUACAUGGAGUAAUUAAUACUGCUACAUGUAAUGUACAGCACCUAGCUGUAUUGCAUCAUCAGUCUAUUGGGUAGUUAAUGUUUUUGAUCGGUGCAGAUGGAUAUUGAAAUGAUAAAUGCUAGUGCCAUCAUUUUGGUAGCUUUUCCUGCUUAACCUGGACAAUGAAUACAUGUGUAAACAAUACAUUCUUUAUGAACAUGAACGGAUCUGAAUUCA